This is a messenger RNA of Syngnathoides biaculeatus (alligator pipefish), 1582 nucleotides long. RefSeq names its product tubulin alpha-1B chain-like. The record is from RefSeq and is a predicted model, not a curated record. Gene Ontology annotation, cellular component: cytoplasm; microtubule. The coding region runs from base 134 to 1486 and encodes 450 amino acids. Gene Ontology annotation, molecular function: structural constituent of cytoskeleton; GTP binding. Gene Ontology annotation, biological process: microtubule cytoskeleton organization; mitotic cell cycle. NCBI's taxonomy places the organism in Eukaryota, Metazoa, Chordata, Actinopteri, Syngnathiformes, Syngnathidae. The transcript is spliced from 4 exons.
UACUGCGGCAAAAGGGGCGGAGAUCUAGUGACGUCACCAAUCCUGCUCACUGGGAGAAGCCAGCAGAAGCGCGGCCACAUUUUCCACGAAAUCGACUUAGUAUAACACAUCGGAACGUCUACGACGAGACAUCAUGCGCGAGUGUAUCUCCAUCCACGUUGGUCAGGCCGGUGUCCAGAUCGGCAAUGCCUGCUGGGAGCUGUACUGCCUGGAGCACGGGAUCCAGCCAGAUGGACAGAUGCCCAGUGACAAGACAAUCGGGGGAGGAGAUGAUUCCUUUAACACCUUUUUCAGCGAGACUGGAGCUGGGAAACAUGUCCCCAGGGCCGUUUUCGUGGACCUGGAGCCCACAGUCAUUGAUGAGGUGCGCACCGGGACGUACCGCCAACUGUUCCACCCUGAGCAGCUGAUUACCGGCAAGGAGGACGCUGCGAACAAUUACGCCCGUGGCCACUACACCAUUGGCAAAGAGAUCAUUGACCUGGUGCUGGACAGGAUCCGCAAGCUGGCCGACCAGUGCACCGGUCUCCAGGGCUUCCUGGUGUUCCACAGCUUCGGCGGUGGCACUGGCUCCGGAUUCACCUCCCUCCUAAUGGAGCGUCUGUCUGUAGACUACGGCAAAAAGUCCAAACUGGAGUUCUCCAUCUACCCGGCUCCCCAGGUGUCCACCGCUGUUGUGGAGCCCUACAACUCCAUCCUGACCACCCACACCACCCUGGAGCACUCCGACUGCGCCUUUAUGGUAGAUAAUGAGGCCAUUUACGAUAUUUGUCGAAGGAACCUCGACAUCGAGCGGCCUACUUACACCAAUCUGAACAGGCUGAUCAGUCAGAUCGUCUCCUCCAUCACAGCCUCCCUCCGUUUUGACGGCGCCCUCAAUGUUGAUCUGACAGAAUUCCAGACCAACUUGGUCCCGUAUCCUCGCAUCCACUUUCCCCUGGCUACGUACGCCCCGGUCAUUUCGGCCGAGAAGGCGUAUCACGAGCAGCUGUCGGUGGCGGAAAUCACCAACGCCUGCUUCGAGCCCGCCAAUCAGAUGGUGAAGUGCGACCCUCGUCACGGCAAGUACAUGGCGUGCUGCCUUUUGUACCGCGGCGACGUUGUUCCCAAAGACGUCAACGCUGCCAUUGCCACCAUCAAAACAAAGCGCUCCAUCCAGUUUGUGGAUUGGUGCCCCACCGGUUUCAAGGUGGGCAUCAACUACCAGCCACCCACCGUGGUCCCCGGCGGAGACCUGGCCAAGGUCCAGAGGGCGGUCUGCAUGUUGAGCAACACCACUGCCGUCGCCGAGGCCUGGGCUCGACUUGACCACAAGUUUGACCUGAUGUACGCCAAGCGCGCCUUCGUUCACUGGUAUGUCGGCGAGGGCAUGGAGGAGGGCGAGUUCUCGGAGGCCAGAGAAGACAUGGCCGCUCUGGAGAAGGAUUAUGAAGAGGUUGGAGUCGACUCCAUUGAGGGCGAGGAUGAGGAGGGAGAGGAGUACUAAGAAAUCCCCAAAGUAUUGAAAGUUAAACCGUUACAUGUGCUUGUAGCAUUUCAGGUCAAAAGAAUUUCAAAAUAAAACCUGUUCUAUGUUUCUGGA